UUGCAGGUGAAAGUGAAACUAAAAUAUCACACUUCGUUUGUGUAGCAGCGUUGUCAGACGGCAAAAAGAAGACACAAGCAUGAUGAACAUCUCUACAAUCUGCACGCUGUGCCUGGUAGCAGCGGUCUGCUGCGGUGAAGCCUGCAGCAGCUGUCCCGUGUUGGAGUGCUGGUUUGUGCAGGAGAAGACGGGUCGAGGAGGAGGUCUCGCUGCAGCUACGACCCUGGAGAAAUCCCUUCUGCACAUCCAAACCGACCCCCACCCUGCAGAGAGCCAGCAGGCUCCAUCCGACAUCCACCCCGACAGAGUUUACCUCAUCACCGACCCAGCCGGCACUCUCUGCCACCGCUCUCUCAACCCUCCCAGAGGCUCGGUGGAGAAGCCUCAGUGUGAGAUCAACCCCUUCCUGCCGCAGCCCUCCACCCUCAAGUGGGCAUCUCCACUCACAGACUCCGCCUCCAGCCCCAUCUACCUGCAGGCCGAUUGGUUCUCCACUGCCCUCCAGGGCCUCAACGGACAGCUGGCCGUCUCCACCAUCACUCGUGCUCCCACGGCAACCAAAGAGCACCGAGUGGUCCUGAGUGUGACCACUACAACCGUCUCCGUGCAGUCCAGACUCGGGGGGCCAGUGCUGCUGGAUUGCGGCCUCUGGGCCGACCCCUCGUCGCCUCUCUCCGGGUCGGGUUUCGCCGUAGAGUGGCGCUACCAGUUCAGAGGGGACGGCCGCUUGGUUCUGGCCUACGACGGCAAAACGGACCGCCUGGCCGACGUCCAAGAGGAGGGGGCCACGCUGGACUAUGAGGGCCUGCACCAGAGAGGGAAUGCGUCGCUGAUCCUGCGGGAGGCUAAAGUGCGUCACUCGGGGCUGUAUAUCUGCACGGUGUAUCUGCCCUACCUCGUGGCUCAGGUGACGAUGGAGCUCCAGGUUGUCGAACCUCCGUCCCUCUCCAUCCACCCGUCCCCUCUGCCCCUCGCAGUCCCCGGCCAGUCUUUCACGGUCCAGUGUGAGGCGUCCGGCUUCGCCCCCCUCGCCCUGGAGCUGAGCUGGGAGUUCAAAGGCACCGAUGGGAAGUCCAGGCCUCUGGGGUCGGGCAGCCUAACGGGACACCGGCAGGCCUGGGACGGAACCUACAGCCAGAGCACCCGGCUGGAGCUCGACUCCGCCGAGCUGGACCUGGGCCGAGGGGGGGAGGUCACCUGUGUGGCCGUCCAUCUCGGGGGCACACGGCGGGCCAGCGUGACCCUCAACGUCAUUGGGUUCAGCUCCCCGUCCAUCGAGGACUCCAUGGCAAUGGUCGGUGUAGCGCUGGUGCUCUACGGUCUCAUCAAGUUUGUCUCUUGGACCGUCACCAGCUCAGGCUCAGAUGAGGCUGGUCAACGAGAAAAGAAGGACAAGUAAAGAAGACUGAAGUCCACUGCUGGGACGUGUGAAACAGAACCAACCGAGCCGCCUGUUUUUGGUUCUACUAAGGCAUCAGUGAGGAAGGCUUCGGCUCAGUCUGAGAAUGUUUUUUGUUUCUUAUUAUUGUUGUUUCUUGUUAUGUCUUUCACUUUAAAGCGAUACAGCUCUUUUAUCAUAUCGGCCUCCCACUGUUACUGCCUAAUGAAAUAUGUUAAUGCUUCUAUAUGAUUCUCCUUUAUAUUUAAGAGAGAAAACUAACAUGAAAUAUUUUGUAAAUAAUAUGAGACCAAAAAAUUCAUAUUAGACCAAACUGUCAAAACCCACAAAGAGAAUCCUCUUUUUGUAAAUAUUGAAAAGGGAAUAUAUGUAUAUUGUGGCAUUGUUGUUUGUGGUUUGUGUAUUGAUCUCAUUAUGUAUCUGAAAGAAUGAUGCUUCUGGGGUAUUAUACUAUCAAACUUAUAAAGUUUUGAGCAAAUGAUAUAAACAGAGCAAAUAUUUCUACCACACAGAAA
This is a messenger RNA of Gasterosteus aculeatus aculeatus (three-spined stickleback), 1914 nucleotides long. NCBI's taxonomy places the organism in Eukaryota, Metazoa, Chordata, Actinopteri, Perciformes, Gasterosteidae. The record is from RefSeq and is a predicted model, not a curated record.